Setaria italica (foxtail millet) is the source of this 2317-nucleotide messenger RNA. Its product is annotated as pentatricopeptide repeat-containing protein At1g56690, mitochondrial. Lineage: Eukaryota; Viridiplantae; Streptophyta; Magnoliopsida; Poales; Poaceae. The coding region runs from base 118 to 2238 and encodes 706 amino acids. Gene Ontology annotation, molecular function: zinc ion binding; RNA binding; protein binding. Gene Ontology annotation, biological process: RNA modification. The transcript has a single exon. The record is from RefSeq and is a predicted model, not a curated record.
ACCAAAACCAAACAUGCUAAAUUAAUCCCACAAUCACCCUCAUCGUCAAUUCUACGAGGCAAGGCAUCCGUCGGUAAAGGCCGACUUCCUGGUGCUCGUCCCUGUCGCCCACCCGACAUGCGCCUCCCGCCCGUCCGCUUCCUGCCGUCGAGCGCGGCGCCGGCCGUGGUGGAUGCGAACGCGCGCAUCGCCCGGCUGGCGCGCGCGGGGAACAUGGAGGGCGCCCGCGCCGCGUUCGAGGCCAUGCCUCUCCGCACCACCGCCUCCUACAACGCCCUCCUCGCCGGCUAUUUCCGCAACAACCUCCCCGACGCCGCGCUCCGAGUCUUCCACCGCAUGCCCUCGCGGGACCUCGCCUCCUACAACGCGCUCAUCUCCGGGCUCUCCCUGCGCCACCACACUUUGCCCGACGCCGCCGCGGCGCUCGCCACCAUCCCCUACCCGCCCUCGGUCGUCUCCUUCACAUCCCUCCUGCGCGGGUACGUGCGCCACGGCCUCCUAGCUGACGCCAUCCGGCUGUUCCGACAGAUGCCGGAGCGCAACCACAUAACCUACACGGUGUUGCUUGGUGGCUUCCUCGACGCCGGCCGUGUCGACGAGGCCCGCGAGCUGUUUGAUGAAUUGCCUGCGAAGGAUGUUGUUGCGUGGACUGCCAUGCUAUCUGGGUACUGCCAGGCUGGCCGGAUUGCUGAGGCUCGCGCUCUGUUUGAUGAAAUGCCAAAGAGGAACGUUGUGUCAUGGACUGCCAUGGUCUCCGGCUACGCUCAGAAUGGGCAGGUGAACCUUGCUCGGAAGCUGUUCGAGGUGAUGCCUGAGCGCAAUGAGGUGUCGUGGACUGCAAUGCUAUUUGGGUAUAUACAGGCUGGGCGUGUAGAGGAUGCUGAGGAGCUGUUUAAUGCAAUGCCGGAGCACCCAUUGCCAGCCUGCAAUGCAAUGAUAGUUGGGUUUGGGCAGCGGGGGAUGGUGGAUGCUGCCAAGGCAGUCUUUGAUAGGAUGUGCGAGAGGGAUGAUGGAACAUGGAGUGCAAUCAUCAAAGCAUAUGAGCAGAAUGAAUUCUUGAUGGAGGCAUUGUCUACCUUCCGCAAGAUGUUGCAUGAUGGCAUUCGCCCAAACUACCCAUCAGUCAUCAGCAUCCUCAUGGUAUGUGCAGCCCUGGCUGUUCUUGAUUAUGGGAGGGAGGUGCAUGCUGCAAUGCUGAGGUGUUCCUUUGACAAGGAUGUCUUUGCUGUGUCAGCAUUAAUCACCAUGUACAUCAAAUGUGGGCAUUUGGAUAAGGCCAAGAAGGUUUUCAACAUGUUCGAGCACAAAGAUGUUGUGAUGUGGAACUCGAUGAUAACUGGUUAUGCCCAACAUGGGUUGGGGGAGGAAGCACUCCACAUAUUUAAUGAUAUGAGGUUGGCUGGAAUGCUGCCUGAUGGAAUUACGUACAUUGGGGCCCUUACAGCAUGUAGUUACACAGGAAAAGUUAAAGAGGGGAGGGAUAUUUUUAAUUCUAUGGAUACAAAUUCUGCUGUCAGACCUGGAGCAGAGCAUUAUUCUUGCAUGGUUGAUUUGCUUGGUCGAGCAGGACUUUUGGAGGAAGCACUGGAUUUGAUUAAGACCAUGCCAGUUGAACCAGAUGCCGUCAUCUGGGGAGCUCUGAUGGGGGCCUGUAGAAUGCACAAGAAUGCUGAGAUUGCUGAGGUUGCUGCUAAGAAGCUCUUAGAGCUAGAGCCUGGAAAUGCUGGGCCAUAUGUCUUGCUCUCUCACAUUUAUACAUCCACUGGGAGGUGGGAAGAUGCUUCUGAGAUGCGAAAAUUCAUUAGCUCAAGGCAUUUGAACAAGUCUCCUGGCUGUAGUUGGAUAGAAUACGACAAAAGGGUGCAUCUCUUCACAUCCGGUGAAGUGUCAGCACAUCCUGAGCAUUCUAUUAUCCUUAAAAUGCUGGAGAAGUUAGAUGUAUUGCUGAUGGAAUCUGGAUACUCAGCUGAUGGGAGCUUCGUGCUUCAUGAUGUAGACGAGGAGCAAAAAACUCAUAGCUUGCGGUAUCACAGUGAGAGGCAGGCUGUGGCAUAUGGACUAUUGAAAGUUCCGGAAGGAAUGCCCAUUCGUGUCAUGAAGAACCUCAGGGUUUGUGGUGAUUGCCACUCUGCGAUAAAAUUGAUUGCAAAGAUAACUUCUCGGGAAAUCAUACUGAGAGAUGCAAAUAGAUUCCAUCACUUCAAAGAUGGGUUUUGCUCAUGCAGGGACUAUUGGUGAGGUGAAUGAUGCAGUAUAUUUUUUUGCUCCACAUCGACUCUUUGAUGAUCCUUUCAUAAGUUAAGUCUCGGUAUAUUAA